GCCGGAAGCGGGGUGCAAAUGUGUUGUGGCUGUAAGGAACAGGAAGCCCCGAAGGGUCAAAAGGAAUACAAAAGCAAAGUCUGUUUGCCUCCUUUAAGCCGUUGUUCUUUCUUGGUUUCUUUUCUAUUUUUUUAAGAGCGAGUGGCCUAGGCGGCGACGGUUUGCGUUAGGCGCCGCGGAGGUGAGGGAGGCCCACCUCCCGCGCUCUGGUAGAUCUGCCACCUCCUUCUUUACAGACUGGACUGGACUGCUAAAGCACCCUGAGAACCUGAGAGUCCCCAUUAGAGUCUGCUUUGGAAGCAGGAACAGACUAUUCCAUUAUGGAUGGAGGGGAUGAUGGUAACCUUGUCAUCAAAAAGAGGUUUGUGUCUGAGGCAGAACUAGAUGAGCGGCGCAAAAGGAGGCAAGAAGAAUGGGAGAAAGUUCGAAAACCAGAGGACCCAGAAGAAUGUCCAGAGGAGGCGUAUGACCCCCGGUCUCUGUACGAACGGCUGCAGGAACAGAAAGACAGGAAGCAGCAGGAGUAUGAGGAGCAGUUCAAAUUCAAAAACAUGGUAAGAGGGUUAGAUGAAGAUGAGACCAACUUCCUUGACGAGGUUUCUCGGCAGCAGGAGCUGAUAGAGAAGCAGCGACGAGAAGAAGAGCUGGAGGAGCUGAAGGAGUACAGAAGUAAUCUCAACAAGGUUGGAAUUUCUGCAGAAAAUAAGGAAGUAGAGAAGAAGCUGGCUGUGAAACCCAUAGAAACCAGGAGCAAGUUCUCCCAGGCAAAGCUGUUGGCGGGAGCUGUGAAGCAUAAGAGCUCAGAGAGUGGCAAUAGUGUGAAAAGACUGAAACCAGACCCCGACCCAGAUGACAAGGCUCAAGAGGCCCCGACCUGCAUGUCUCUGGGAAGCUCUUCUCUGAGUGGAGCCCCCUCCCUCCACUGCCCGUCUGCUGCUGUGUGCAUUGGCAUCCUUCCUGGCUUGGGUGCCUACUCUGGGAGCAGUGACUCCGAAUCCAGUUCAGACAGCGAAGGCACCAUCAACGCUACAGGGAAGAUCGUCUCCUCCAUCUUCCGAACCAACACCUUCCUUGAGGCACCCUAGCUCCUGACAGUACCACAGGGAGCAUCUCCUCAGAGGGUUGGAUGCCAGUUCUGCCUCGGCAUCACCGCCCUCAAAAAACUUACUCACUUGCUUCCUGUGUCCAUGUGACAUUUUAACCUAACUCAGAAAUGUGUCACAGUCCAUUUGUGGCUCACACUUGGUUUGAUUUCUCUUUAUACUCGAGUGCAGAUGAACAAACCUGUCCUGUUGGUAUGAGGAGUUGGGGUUCAGGCUGUCUCAGAAAUGUCACUGACGGUAAGGACAGGCACAGCUGCUCGCAAGGACUCGGUGUGUCCUGUUGCUGUCUCGUUUAUCUCCUCACCUAGCAGCACAGGAAGCAAGGGCUUCAUUAGCUUCAUCUUCUGUUAUAGAUGAAUGGGCGGUCUGGUUCUGCCAUGUUGUGUGUGGGCAUAGAGAAAGGGGCCGACUAGCUGGUGGCAUGGAGCUCUCUCCCCUGGGACUAACCCUUCCUGGGUGUUGUGUGACUUCAGUAAAGAUUGCAGGCCACACCCACAAGGCUGAGAGCCAACUACAGCCCUUGAGGUGACGCUCUUCCAUGUUCUCCCCUCUCCAUCCAGCCUGAGGAGGUAGGAGGGAGCUGAUAAUGAGGAUGUGUCCAUCUUCUGCCCACCUUCUCUCCCUGAGAAAUUGUUUUGAUUUUGUUUUUGAAAUAAAAGAUUUAGUUUGAUUCUGAA
Rattus rattus (black rat) is the source of this 1780-nucleotide messenger RNA. It is a transcript of the gene Psme3ip1, whose product is annotated as proteasome activator subunit 3 interacting protein 1. Gene Ontology annotation, cellular component: nucleus. Lineage: Eukaryota; Metazoa; Chordata; Mammalia; Rodentia; Muridae. Bases 321 to 1085 code for a protein of 254 amino acids. The transcript has 8 exons. The record is from RefSeq and is a predicted model, not a curated record.